Messenger RNA from Macrosiphum euphorbiae (potato aphid), 294 nucleotides. The record is from the annotation of a GenBank genome assembly. Lineage: Eukaryota; Metazoa; Arthropoda; Insecta; Hemiptera; Aphididae.
AUGGAAGAACAAGGAAUUCAAACAGAUGAAGAUAUAGUCGACAAUGUCAUAGCCAACCAACAAGUUGAGCUAGAUAAUGAUACUGAUAUUGAAGAGCUUGAUGAUGAGUUUGAAACUGUGCCGUCAAUAUCCGAAGCUCGUGCUGCAUUGAGGACACUAGAAAGAUUUUAUUACACAAAAUAUGAAGGUACAGAUGCUGAAAGAAAAGCGUUGUCUUUUUUAGAAACAUCGAUCAACUCUAACACGAAGCAAAGUUCGAUCAAAGAUUAUUUUAAGAAAUUAAAUAAAAAUUAA